Kwoniella mangroviensis CBS 8507 is the source of this 855-nucleotide messenger RNA. RefSeq lists its product as uncharacterized. The coding region runs from base 1 to 855 and encodes 284 amino acids. NCBI's taxonomy places the organism in Eukaryota, Fungi, Basidiomycota, Tremellomycetes, Tremellales, Cryptococcaceae. The record is from RefSeq and is a predicted model, not a curated record. The transcript is spliced from 6 exons.
AUGCCAUCUUGUCGGAUAACAAACAACACAGCCCAUCCGCUCAACAUAUGUUUGAAGCAGGUUACAGCUUUACACUUUGAGAACAGUGUUCAGCCAGGACAGGCCAUCAAGCUCAAACCUGGGAAGGUAUGGUUUACCCUCGAGGCAUUAGUAGACGAUGGCACCAAAAAAUCGCGCUACUCGAUACUGAAAUCAGCAGCCACCAUAGCAUUGCUAUCGAUAGCCGUUGGAGCUGUUGCAGCAACGGCUGGUGCAGCUUUGAUACCGGAAGCUAUCGCUUUGGAGGGUAUCGCGGCUGCUUCUGUCGCGAAAGGUGCUUUAGUCACUAACUCGGGCACCAUAGCUAAGAUAUCCUCUAUGGCUUUACCUCGAGCUAUCGAUAAAUUAUCGGCGGAGCUAGGUGGUUUGUCAGCACUACAAAGGGAAGUCGCAUCAAUCAUCGCAUCGCCUACCCUUUCAUCAGAUGUUCGUCAUCGAGCAGCCACUCUUCUUAGAUCGAUACAUCAUGCAUACAAGGAAGACAAAGCGAAGUCAUCUGGGGCAACAGAGGAAACCACUACUGGGCAAAGCUCUCUUCCUGAAAAGUUGCAGAGCCAAAAGGGAAAGAAGAAGUCCAAGGGUGAAACUACCAACGACCCAAUAACACCUCUGAGUCUCGAGGAAGCGAAGAAAUUAGAUGAGCAGAUUGAAAGCGAAGAGAUUGAUCAUCUGGUCGAGAACAGACCUGUAAAUUCUGGAGAGGUGUUGCUUAUACAUGGGAUAUAUAUGAAUAAGAGGCGGGAGUUCGAGAUAAGGACUGGGGACAAUGGGAAAUUGAUAUUGUGGGAUCUGAAAGAGAAAGUCGUCGUCACUUGA